Molecule: messenger RNA, 3220 nt
Organism: Acanthopagrus latus (yellowfin seabream)
Lineage: Eukaryota; Metazoa; Chordata; Actinopteri; Spariformes; Sparidae
Gene: depdc4
Product: DEP domain containing 4
Exons: 9
Coding region: 4-1701 (565 amino acids)
Biological process (GO): intracellular signal transduction
Source: RefSeq, a predicted model, not a curated record
AUUAUGUUUAGUAGAAGAAGAAGAAGAUUGUUGACGUCACACGGAGAGCUCAUGAUGGCGGUUGAUUUGACUCCUCGGUUCAGAAGGUUGAACAGCCAAACAAGAAGUUUUCGUGAGAAUAUACAGCAUGGUUUCUCUGGGCCCUUCGGCGCCACCCAGCUGUGGCACAACAUCAUCCAGGCUCUGCAAACUCAGGUGGAGGUGCGCCGCUGUAGAAGGCAUCUCCGCGUUCAUGCUGAAUGCUUCACAGGCUCGGACGCCGUGGAUGCCGUCCUCAGUUAUUUGAUGCAAAAUGUGGUGUUCUGCACAAGCGAAGUGUCUCGACUCAAAGCUGCCCGGCUCUGCCAGGCUCUGAUGGAGGCCAAGGUGUUCGAACCAGUGGGCACAAAGCUGUUUCGCAGAGACAAGGAGGUGACCUUUGAGGACAGCAGCUGCAGCCUUUACCGUUUUCUGGAAUAUAAAGUGUUACACAAUUCUGCCAUGGAGGAGUGCAGCAGCGACACAGAGAACACGGCACCAGAGGAACGGGAGAUGAAGAGGAAGAAGAGCUCUAGGAUGAAGGAACUGAGGACGAUCUCUAAUCCCCUCGCUGUUGGACCUUCAGACAGGAGGGUUGAGAGGCUGCUGAAGACCAUCAACCUGCGACCAACCUUAUCUCAAGCUUUAAAAACACCCCCCACUACCUCUGCCUUUCUGUCCAAAGCUGUGGUGGAUGAGGUUUGGAAGCAGCAGACACUGCUGCAGCUGCUGCAGACAGUAGAGGUUCCCAUGCUGGACUGCAUCCUGACUUCUCCUGCUAGGGGUCAGCUCCAGGUCUGCAGAACUCCUCUAGCAGCUCAGGACCUGGUUAUAUCUAACACAUGCCUGGAGAGAGAGCUGCCAGACACCCUUAACCUUCCACAGUUGGAUGGCUGGUUAUCGGCAGCGGCAGACUGCUUGGAGCUCUUUCCCGACCAGCUGAUCGUGGUUGCAGGGGAACAGCUCAGCCAACACGGUGGUGGUGCCUUUUCAGAAGAUGGCAAGGCAGAGCAGAUGGAAAGCCAGAAGAGACUGCUCUUUGACACUAUUGCCAAGUACUACAGUGGACAGGAAAAACCUCCACUUCUCUCAGGACACCACCUGGACAUACAUGCUGCCAUUCUGAAUUUGCUGGAUGAAGGGAAGCUGCAGGAGGCUGUCAAAGCAUCUCAGUUGUGUUUGCGACUGCUGGAGACGAGCGUGAGAGAUGAACUGAGGAGACUUCUGGCUUUCAUGGACACAGCAGCUCGCCCAGAUGCUUAUCGUCUUCAGAAACAGAUUAAUAACAGGGCCUUGGUCUGCCGCACUUUUCAAAGGGCGAUUGUUCAGAAUAAUGAACUCACUCGAACCCAAAGUGAAAACAUGGUGCUGUUUCUCAUGGACAAUAGCACUGAGCUCUUCAAGAGUCCUACCUCCCUUAUUGAAGCUGUGAGGAAGACACUGAGGAGAAUGCAGCAGGGAAAAGACCCCGACUCAAUUGCCACGUUCACCUUCUGCCAGCAGGUGACACCACAGGAGUAUGAGGACCAGAGAGAGGCCACCACCCUGGAAAGCCUCAAACAGCUCCUCUGUGACAUUUCUUCCAGCAGAAGCAUGCCUGUGAAGGAGAGGAGGAGGCUGCUCAAAGAGUUUGAAAAGCAUCACCCCGUGGUCUUCCUCCAGCAUCUCUCCUGCACCUUCUGAAAUGUGCAACUGAAGGAUGUUGCUUCUGCUUCCUGGAUGCACUUCACAAGGCCAGUAUGCAGUGGUACAGCACUUAGGAGGAGGAUGAUAAUUUAAUUAAACCUGCUGUCUUUGUAAUUUUGGUUACUUUGAAAACUGGCACUCAGUCACACCUCUAAUCUCACUUAAUGUUUAGAUUAAGAGAGGUAUUGACAGCCUCCCCAAAUUCCUUUUAAGUCACAAGAGGCCUUUAAAAGUUUUAUUUGAAGACAUACUGUUAUGUCUUUUCUCAGUUUUGUUCUUAUACUUCUCAUUGUCCUGUAGCACCAGAUGCAUUAUCUGUCAGAUAAAUAUAGCAAUCUGAUGAAGCAUUAAUUAUAGGCAUAAUUAUAGUAGUUUUGCACUUGUUUAUUAAUGAAAUAUUGUGCAUGACACUAAUCUUUUGUUGUGAAGAUUAUUCAUGUUGUUUGUGUUGUGUUGUGCCAUAACUGUAGAAUACCGCACAGUAAAUGUGAAGUUUGAAAACUUAAAAGGGAUUAUUGAAAACUAGUGAACAGCUCGUGGACUAAUGAAUAUUCCUUUUGUCUGAUGGAUCAAACUAAUGUGUUGUCUUGAAGAGGUAUUUAUGUGGUUAAUUUGGGGCUUUGAAGAUGGAAGGUUGGUUUGCAGAAGUAAUGCUGUGCACAUUUGAUCAAGCAUUAAUAUUUCUGCAAAUGAAGAACAACAAUAUUAUAGCAGCCAUUUUGUUUUGUUGUGUUUUGGGUUUUUUUUUUUUUCAUUUUACGGUAGCAGCUGUAGGUUGGUCAAGGAUAAACACUGUUAAGUGCAACACUAAUGUAGCUGAAUAUUGGUUUAACAGUUAGAAAUGAAGAUCUCUGUGAAGAUUUUAAAAUGAAAGCUAAUAUGAAAUUAAAGCAGAAAGGGUACAAUAAUGUGUUAGAAUAACUGUAGCUCAGGUUAAUAUCAUCUGCUUCAUAUUAUUUUUAGAGGUUUAAGGAAGUUUUUAAUACCAGGAUCUUGGUCAAACUUUUUAUUGUAACUUUGUAGGAUUUUACUUGAAAGUUGGACAUUAUGUUUUUUGAUGGAAGAUGCAUAAUAAUGAUGACUUAUUUUAGCCUACUAAUUUAAUCUUUUGGUAAUUUAUGAAACCAACUUGUGAGGCCAAAAGGUAAUUUACAGUCAAAUCUCAUGUCAGUCAGCAUCAGACAUUGAAAUCAUGUUAAAAUGCACUUUACGAUGCUGCAACAUGCUUUAUUUUCUUUUGGAAUAACGAGGUUAAUAAAAGACUAAUUAAUGUUUUGUCAAACAAGACUUGGCUGUUAUUUCUUUUUGUGCAUGAGUAUUAGUGCAGUCUAUGGAUCCUUUGUGGUCCUGGAUCCAGAAGUCCUUGUAAAUUUUGUAUUACUGUAUUGUAUUACAAUGUCAAUGAAUUACUUAAUUUGUUAUUUUCAUAAAAAUCUGUGCUCUGCUGGUUAUGGUGUCCCACUGGCCCUGAGGCAACGUCCCCAGUCUUGUCUAUUAAAGUUUGUCAACGAUAAAA